AAAACUCAAAUACUUUAUCGUUUCAAUCCAUUUCCAGAGUUUCAAAUGGAAACUGUUCCAUUGGCCAUCAAUCGCUCACUGAAACAGGAGGAAAUAUUUCCACAACGUCUCAACAAUUUAAUGGGCUACAAUAUGAAUGUUGUCAUUGGUGGUUCCGAUCCUCGAAUAAUACCAUACGAAAAAGAUGGAAAACUAUUUGUAGGAGGAUUUGUUGGUCAUUUCGUAUGGGCAUUUGCCAAAAAAUAUAAUUGUAACCUGCAUGAACCAUUACCAUAUAACCCCAAAGUUCCGCUACCCAGUCAAGAGCUAAUGAGAGCUGUUCGCAAUGGAACUGUAGAAUGGUCUGCCGGUGUCACAUUUCCAGGGAUACCGAUUUUAGGUUACACCUAUCCAUAUGAGUUUAUCAACUGGUGUUUGAUGAUACCAGUCGAAGCGGAUAUUCCAGGAUAUGAAUUUUUCACAUCCGUAUUUAAAGGUGAAACCUAUGUCUUCUUUAUUGCCACUUUAAUUAUUAUUUCGAUGGUAUUGAGUGCUGCUUUGUACAUUCAUGGCUAUAGGCCGGAUUUAUUUGAUAUAAUUUGUCACGAUGAUUGUUUGCGCGGAAUGCUGGGCCAAUCGUUUAGCGAGUUGCGUAAUCCACCGGUAAUAGUUCAAGCCAUCUAUUUGGAAAUUUGUAUGUUGGGUAUACUUUUGACGACCACAUAUAACGCCUACUUCUCCACUUAUGUCACCAAGGCACCAAAGACAGCCACUCUGAACACCUUGGACGAUAUUAUGGCUUCAGGUCUAAAAUGUGUCGCCUGGAAACCGGAAUAUAAUGAGAUUUUAUCCCGGGCUCCAGAAUUCAAAAAAUAUGCUCCAAUGUUUUUGGUGGAACCGAAUUAUCAAAAAUAUUUAGAGUACCGUGAAUCGUUUAAUACCCACUACGGUUAUGUGGUACCCACGACAAAAUGGACAAUUAUCACUGAGCAGCAGAAAAUGUUUACCACGCCAUUGUUUAAACAAAGUUCCAGUUUUUGUUUUUACAACAAUAUUCCAAUGGUCUUCCCGAUUCAUGAAAAUUCUCUAUUCAUUGAAGCGAUGUAUAACCUUAUGUUGGAAAUCUGGCAAUCGGGUUUAAUGAAUGUAUGGAUGGAACAUGGAUUUUUAGAGCUGAUCAAAGCUAAAAAGCUGGUGUUAUCCGAUUUGAGCAGAAAGAAAGAAUUCGAAGCAAUGAAAGUCGAUGAUUUGCUGUAUAUUUUUAUAUUUCUGGGAAUAAUGUUGGUGGUUGUGGUUUUGGUAUUCAUUGGAGAAUUGUUAGUAUUUCAUAAACAGAAGAUACGUGAAAAACUACGAAGUCUUGUGAGAACGCGCAAAGGAAAUUUGGAAAUGAAACAAAGAGAUGCUACAAAGGAAAUAUAUGAACCUGCUGGAAAUUAUGUUAGAGAUGGCCUGCUAUGGAGAAAAUUUAAUUAA
Molecule: messenger RNA, 1455 nt
Organism: Musca vetustissima
Lineage: Eukaryota; Metazoa; Arthropoda; Insecta; Diptera; Muscidae
Exons: 1
Source: RefSeq, a predicted model, not a curated record